Messenger RNA from Paramecium octaurelia, 634 nucleotides. NCBI's taxonomy places the organism in Eukaryota, Ciliophora, Oligohymenophorea, Peniculida, Parameciidae. The record is from the annotation of a GenBank genome assembly.
AAAUAAUGUAAUUCCUUGCAAAAUACAACACCCUUCUUCAGUAAUCCCCUCUAUUGACAAAAUCAGUGACUGGAGGUAUGUCAUAUCAAUCAAAUACCAUAGGCUUUAUGUUUUUUGCAGGAGAUGCAGUAGUAUAGGCUAUGGAAGCAUAAAUUGCUAAGAAGAAUUAAUAGGCCCAUUCAUAUGACUUUAGAAGGUUAGGAAUAGCUUGGCUUAUGGGAAAUGUAUUCAUGAUGCCUCUAUUCCACUAUAAUUUCACUUAUGCUUUGCCAUGGUUAGUGAAAAGGUAGAACAUAUGGAUAUAAUAUAUUGUAGAUUGCCUUUCGAUACUUCAACACCUUUCAGAGCAGCAGUGGGAUCUGUUCUUAUUGAUUAAUCAGUGUGGGCAUGCUACAUAUUGUGCCAUUACUUGAUGAUAAUUAAUUUAUUAGAAAGUGGUUCUGUGUAGAAAGGAGUAGAUGCAAUCAAAAAUAAUUUUGUAAAGGCCAUGAUAACCAAUUGGUAAAUUUGGCCUGCUGCUUAGAUUAUUAAUUUUUGGUUGAUCCCCAGACAUUACCAAGUCUUAUGGGUCAACUUUGUCGGAUUCUUUUGGAAUAUUUAUUUAAGCUACAUUUCACAUAAUUGAAAUUGUUAU